Gamsiella multidivaricata is the source of this 879-nucleotide messenger RNA. RefSeq lists its product as uncharacterized. The transcript is spliced from 2 exons. Bases 173 to 622 code for a protein of 149 amino acids. The record is from RefSeq and is a predicted model, not a curated record. NCBI's taxonomy places the organism in Eukaryota, Fungi, Mortierellomycota, Mortierellomycetes, Mortierellales, Mortierellaceae.
CAGUCGAAAGCCCAGUUGAAGACCCAGCUGAAGACCCAUCAGAAAAGACCCAGUCAGAGAAGACCCAGUCAGAGAAGAUCUAGUCAGGCCCGUCUUACCAGUUGCUGAUGCACCCAAGUGUCACGCAAUUGCCGAUACCACCAAGCAGCGCUGUCGAAAAGAAGCCAGGGACAUGGACAGGGUAUUUUGUGAAUUGCACUGCAACAGUCGCCCCAACCAAUGCAAGGCCUUUGCGCCGACUACCGACGCUCGCUGCCGCAAUGAAGGGCACUAUGCUGGUCGUUUGUGUGAGGUCCACAGUGACGAGGUCCCCAAGUGUCAAGGUAUAGCUGAUACUACUGGAAUGCGAUGCCGAAGGGUUGCGGAGGAUCCGGGCAUGAGGUUCUGCGAGCUCCACCAACUGGACAGGACGCGUCAAUGCAGAGGGUUCGCAUCGACUAUGGGCAGACGAUGUAGGAAUGAGGGGCGGUAUGACGGUCUCUGUCAGUUGCAUAGUAACAGGUUCCGAAAGUGUCAAGCUAUAGCCAGGAGCACGAACAUGCAAUGUCGCAACCUGCCUGUCCAGGGAGACUAUUGCGAGUAUCACCAAGCAUGGGGAAGAGCAACAAGAUGGUUCUCUUGAAUGCGAAUAAAUGAAACUUUCCUCUUACGCUCUGUGGCUCGGUUAUUUAUUACUCAUGGCAAGCACAACACACAAUGAUGCCUUUAUAGGAACAAAGAUAACCGCGUUUCUUACACCCGUUCAAAAGUCCCAUCAUCGCCAGCCUUUAUUAAGAAAGACUCCGUUCACCAGUGAUCAUCCGAACUGUCUUCUCUCAUUAGCCUUUUCUUGGAGGGUAUCCUCUAGUCAGGCUUUCUUUUCUUUUAGUAGUGGGCUUC